AUGGAAAGCGACCGUAUGGCCUACACCCGUUUUAAAGGUAAGUUCUGCAAUAUCUCGGUCAGCGUCCAUGAUCCAACUUUGUCGGCAGAUGACCGUGAUACGUUCUAUGCGAAAUUUCAACUAUUAACAACGUUUCUACAGAAAUAUCACAUGGUCAUAAUCGGGGGAGACUGGAAUGCUCGAGUAGGGCAUAAUACUGCUGCCAUGACCUCGGCAUUUCACAAACAUGGCAUUGACCGAUGCGCCAAUGAGGUUAUGCCUUCUUCGCUUAACGGAAGAGCAUGGAAUUACUAA
Dracunculus medinensis (Guinea worm) is the source of this 294-nucleotide messenger RNA. The record is from the annotation of a GenBank genome assembly. NCBI's taxonomy places the organism in Eukaryota, Metazoa, Nematoda, Chromadorea, Rhabditida, Dracunculidae.